AGACAGACUCGUGUGGGUACAAGUCACACCAGCUAUACUCGCAGUAGAUACGAUGCCCACAGCAACGUCGUCUUUCAAUGGCUCCAACAGCGCAGCAGCUGCGGCUUCGAGUGGUCAGCCACACAUCCGGGCUACAAAGAAGACCAAGCGCUCACACCCUGCAUCAUCAUCCUCCGCCUUUGCAUCGACUUCCAGCCUCUCCCUCUCCCACCCUCAUCCGCUCAACAUCAAGCCAGCAGGCAAUGCCCUCCUCGCUUCGGGGCCUCCUUCGAGGUAUCUCACGCUAGGGUCACUUGCAAUCCUUUCAGACGACCUCAUCACCCAUGUCAUCACUGCCUACUCGAACAUUCUCACACCCAGCGACUUGUGCGCCCUUUCAGCCGUCAGCUCCGCCUGGAGAGCCUUUGCAAAUCAAGAAGGAGUGUGGAGAAAUACCUUCAUCGAGAGGCACGGCGGGAUAAUGAAGCCAGAGAUCGGAUGGAGGGGCAGCUGGAAGAUGACCUGCCUCGCCCACCUCGCAGAGCAGCAGGGUAAGGCUUUCCCGCCCUCCUCUCGGCUCGCCUCUAUCAGGCCCAGCAAUCCAUUCUAUUCGGACUCGCUCUAUCUUCCUCAUCGCCUCUCACUUCUGCCGCUCUCCAAGUAUCUUCCAACAGGAAGCGCAGGCAGUAAUCCAUCGACGGCCAUCCCUCGUAUACCCGCCUCGAGCUCCCUCGCCGACUUUCACGCUCGAUACCCAGCACUGAACAAGCCCGUGAUCAUCGAAGCCCCGGAAGAGAGCUCGAUAGCGGGACUGGGUACGAGCACAGAAGGAUUGAAAGACAAGUACAGCUCCCGAUGGGUACGCGCUGAAGCCAUCCGGACUACCGUCAGUGUCUACGCCCAAUACUCUCACUGCUGCGAGAAACAACAGAGUGCCAUUGCCCGGGCCGACGGCGACGAGGACGUUGCGAGGGUAGCCGAAGUCCGCUACGACCCAAUGACUGUCCCGGAUGAGUCCCCCUUCUAUCUCUUCGACAGCGAGAUUCCGUCGCAAAUGGCCGCCGACGGCCUCUGGACCGUCCCGCAGCAGAUUCUGCAGUGUCCCUCCUCGCCCUACCAGAUUCAACGCAGCAGCCCAGAAAGCGCGCAGCGACAGCAGGUGGAAGCAGACCUGUUCUCACUCCUCUCCUCCUCCCGUCCAGAUUACCGCUGGCUCAUCGCCGGCCCAACGCGUUCUGGGUCCGGCUGGCAUAAGGACCCAAACUAUACCUCUGCGUGGAACACGCCUCUUUCAGGCCGCAAGCUUUGGCUGAUGCUGCCCCCGCAUGUCGCGCCACCGGGCGUAUAUGUGAGCGAAGACGGGGCAGAGGUGACUGCGCCCGUCAGUCUCAUCGAGUGGCUGGACGACUUCUAUGUAGAGACCAAACGGCUCCAUGGACCUCCUUCUUCCUCCUCUUCCGCCCGAGGCGGGAUCGGUGGUGGUGGGGAUGGCCAACUUCUCGAAGGCAUUUGUGGACCGGGAGAGACAGUCUAUGUCCCCAGUGGGUGGUGGCACCUAGUCGUCAAUCUCGAGGAAUCCGUCGCCCUCACCCAAAACUUUGUCAGUCUGGCCGAGUUGCCCGAGGUCCUUUUCUUUAUGAAGCACAAGCCCGAGCAGGUCUCCGGCUUCAAGUUCAGCAAGACUUCUUCUGAGGGCAGAGAAGAAGGCUCGCAGCAGCAGCAGGUGGGACAGGAGGAAGAAGACCAAGAGGAAGACGAGGAUGAAGUCGAGGGCGAUGCAGACCCAAGAAGAGGCCUGUACGACGUCUUUCUCGGCAAGCUCAAGGUGUACGACGAGGAGCUUGCUACAUGGGCAUUGCAGAAGCUGGCUGUCAUCGAGGAGCGAGAGAAGGCUACACUUGAGGCUGCUCGUCGCGAGCGAGAAGCAGGCGCUGCCGAUGGCAGUAUCAAGAGGAAGCGCAAGACGGACGAGGAAGAGGGCGGGCUGACGUGGUGGGAUAAGCUGAAAGCGGGAGAGGGCAACGCUGGUGCUGAGGCCGGCGAGCAGGACAAGACAGCCGGAGGAGCUACCUUUGCGAUGGGACUAGCAGAGGAUGAGCUGGAGGAUGUGCCGUGGUAGCACUAUCAUCGUAUCUUUGCAACACUGUUCUUUGUAAUGCUACAUUGUCUUCUAACGCCUUG
This is a messenger RNA of Microstroma glucosiphilum, 2160 nucleotides long. Its product is annotated as Clavaminate synthase-like protein. The coding region runs from base 53 to 2098 and encodes 681 amino acids. Lineage: Eukaryota; Fungi; Basidiomycota; Exobasidiomycetes; Microstromatales; Microstromataceae. The transcript has a single exon. Gene Ontology annotation, molecular function: cis-regulatory region sequence-specific DNA binding; protein binding. The record is from RefSeq and is a predicted model, not a curated record. Gene Ontology annotation, cellular component: nucleus.